GCUGGCCCGGGGGUCAGCGGGGGAACGCAGGCAGCCAGUCAGGCGGCCCGGCAUUCUUUCUCAAUGUGUGUGUGGGUUUGGCCGCAGCCCACUCGGUGCUCUUUGACUCCGCUGGCCUUAUAAGGCAUCCAGAGCCAUGGCAACUGCAGGGCUUGAAUAGCAGUGUCAAAUCCCUCAGCACACAGACACACGCUCACUCUCCCUAAAGGAGGGAGCGCAGCGGAGGGAGAGGAGGCUAUCUCUGCCGUGGCUCGAACAGAAGAGGAGCGCUCUGUGUUUUCGCCUAAUUUAUUCCUGCCAAAGCCGGCUGGAAAAAAAAAAAAAGGGAAAAGGACGAUCAGAGAGGAGCGAGGAGCGCAGCAGUAAAAGCCCGAGUCUCUGACAGCUGAAGCGGGGAGGUUCUGGCCUCUAGAUGUUACUGCAGGAUGGACAAGCUCUGAGAAAACAAGACAACUGAGACAUGACUUUGGGAAAGGGGAGCAGACUGUGACGGAGGAGAUUUCUCAACUCAGCCUUUGUUUUGGCUUGUUUUUUCUCUGACAUUUGAUCCUCUGACCCCAUUGGCUUUGAAGGAGCAGAAGAAAACAGAGUUUCGUCACAGAGGGCAGAGCAGGAGGACGUCUUUGGUGAACUUUGCUGCUCCAGAAACCAGCUGAGUCAGAAGAAAAAGAUAGUUUCCGAAAACAGAAAAGCAAAAGAAUAAAACACUUAUUUCUUUUAGCCAUCUGUGCAUUUCUGAAAAAAGCCUCAGCGUGCGUCUGGACUGGAAGAGCUCAGAUCAGAAGAUAGCACCUCAGCACGGCAGGAACUGGUUGGACGAGUUUAUAAGUUAGAGGAAAGGGCAGGGCAGUUUAACCCUGCCUGAAGGAGAACUGACUGGGUUUUAUUUUUCUAUCACCUGCUGGACGCGCUGAGGGGAAAGUGCUGCCCUGAAACAGAAGAGAGGAGGCAGAUUUUUUCCAAUAUCUGCGUCCCUUUUCAUCAUGCUCAAUCGCAGGUGAGGUAUUUUCUUCUUCCUUUCAUAGCCGGGGUCGGAGAAAGCGGGUGAGAGGGAAGGAGAAAGAGUCAAAGAGUAAUUUAUUGUUUCCUGUGAAAAGAGCAGGGCUGCACCCUUUACUCCUGCCUGAACUCUGAACCACUUAAUGCGCGUCUGAAGUUUCUCUCCGAGCUCAAGAGCCAUUGAUCAGAGGUCAGGGCUGAACAAGAGCAGAGAGAGGGAGAGAGCGGAGGGAUUAAAGAAGGGAGAGGAAAAAUAUCGCAGAGGAAGGACCUCCGGGUCAGGACUGCCAGACGGCGAAAGGGAUAAAGGUCAACGCAGGCGAAUCGGGACAACUUCGUCUCCUGUUUUCAGAUCUUCCAGGACAAAGUUGCUCAAAUUCAAACCAGGCGUCCCAACCUCGGAGUCUGAAGCCAGUUCUUCCAACUUUGAAAGGGGGGCAACGUGAAACCCGGCUGAGACGGCGAAGGGUCCGUGUAUGAUCCUCUCACGGGGCGGCGCGUCUUUGAGAACAUGGCCAUGGUGAGCGGGGGAUGGGGCAACCCCAACGGGGACACCAACGGGCUGGGAGACAAGGCGUACCUGAGGAGGGAGGAGGACAACGACUCGCCGCAGGCCGGCAGCAGCGAUGUGGACGUGGGCGACGAGGACAAGACCUGCGUGGUGGACUGCGUGGUGUGCGGGGACAAGUCCAGCGGGAAGCACUACGGCGUGUUCACCUGCGAGGGCUGCAAGAGCUUCUUCAAGAGGAGCAUCAGGAGGAACCUGAACUACUCCUGCAGAUCGAACAGAGAAUGCCAAAUUGACCAGCAUCACCGUAACCAGUGCCAAUACUGCCGUCUUAAGAAGUGUUUUCGCGUCGGGAUGCGGAAAGAAGCUGUCCAGCGAGGUCGAAUCCCUCCGUCUCACUCAGGUAUCAGUCCGAACUCCCUGUCUGGAGGACCUGGGGGUCCGGGUCACAUCGGGGCGGAAUACUUCAACGGCCAGCCGGUGUCGGAGCUCAUCUCCCAGCUGCUUCGGGCCGAGCCGUACAGCAACAGCCGCUACGGCGCCCCCUACACUCAGGCGCAGAUACAGGCGUCGGCGAGCGGCGCGUCCGUCAUGGGCAUCGACAGCAUCUGUGAGCUGGCCGCCCGCCUCCUCUUCAGCACCAUCGAGUGGGCCAGAAACAUCCCGUACUUUCCAGAACUCCCCGUCUCAGAGCAGGUGGCGCUGCUGAGGCUGAGCUGGAGCGAGCUGUUCAUCCUGAACGCGGCGCAAUCCGCCCUGCCGCUGCACAUGGCGCCCCUGCUGGCCGCCGCCGGCUUCCACUCGUCCCCCAUGUCCGCGGAGCGCGUGGUGUCCUUCAUGGACCAGGUCAGGGUGUUCCAGGACCAGGUGGACAAGCUGAACCGGCUGCAGGUGGACUCCGCCGAGUACAGCUGCCUCAAAGCCAUCGCCCUCUUCUCCCCCGAUGCGUGCGGCCUGUCUGACCCGGCCCAUGUGGAGUCGCUGCAGGAGAAGGCGCAGGUCGCCCUGACCGAGUACGAGCGGCUGACGUACCCCAGCCAGCCUCAGCGCUUCGGACGCUUGCUGCUGCGCCUGCCGGCUCUGCGCGCCGUGCCGGCGAACCUCAUCUCUCAGCUCUUCUUCAUGAGGCUGGUGGGCAAGACGCCCAUCGAGACGCUGAUCCGAGACAUGCAGCUGUCAGGGAGCUCCAUCAGCUGGCCGUACGCGACGGGACAGUGAACGGCCCGCCGGGUCGGAGAGAGACGGGCUGAGGUCAGACUGUAAGGAGGCGUCGCCAUGGAGGCGAGCUAGGGCUGGGCAGCGGGGCUUAAAAAUUAAAUCUACCAUUUUUUUCAUACCAGAUCCGAUUUUACUUGAUUUUUUUUUUUCUUUAAAAAAAAAA
Molecule: messenger RNA, 2888 nt
Organism: Xiphophorus couchianus (Monterrey platyfish)
Lineage: Eukaryota; Metazoa; Chordata; Actinopteri; Cyprinodontiformes; Poeciliidae
Gene: nr2f6b
Product: nuclear receptor subfamily 2, group F, member 6b
Exons: 5
Coding region: 1511-2725 (404 amino acids)
Biological process (GO): regulation of DNA-templated transcription
Molecular function (GO): sequence-specific DNA binding; zinc ion binding; DNA-binding transcription factor activity
Source: RefSeq, a predicted model, not a curated record